UUGUUAGAGAAAGGGAGAAGGUGGAACUGUAAUUGGUGGAAUAUUCAUAUUCACAUUCACAUUCAGUGAACAAUUUUCUUCUUCAGUGAAUGAAUACGAUAUGAAAUGAAAGCCUAAGCCCUAAUUCAAUUUUGACGCGAAUCAUCAACAGUAUCAUUGAGACUGGGUUCCAUCGAUAAUUUUGUUUUAAUGCGAACAUCCUAUAAUCUCCUUCGUUCUCGAUUUCGCCGCUCUCACCAACGACACUUUCACUGUUCCCUCGCCGUUGUUUUUCUCAAAGCAGAGCCUCUGCCGCACCCUCCACCAACCAUCGCUGCUUCACAUUUUCCUUUCAUAAGACCCUUCAAUGCUCAUUAUCACUACUCCUAUCAUCGCACUUUCUUUACUAGGGCUAAGCCAGUCAAGAACAUUGAAUUCAACGAUCGCCACAGUCAGCGAGCCGUCACAACUGCAUUGUGGUGUAACUUUCUUGUGUUUUCUCUCAAGUUUGGAGUAUGGUUAGCUUCUUCUAGUCAUGUAAUGCUAGCUGAAGUCGUGCAUUCUGUUGCUGAUUUUGCUAACCAGGCAUUACUUGCUUAUGGUCUAACUAGCUCGAGGCGUGCACCAGAUGCCAUUCAUCCUUAUGGUUAUUCCAAGGAAAGAUUUGUCUGGUCUUUGAUAUCUGCUGUUGGGAUAUUUUGUCUUGGUUCUGGUGCUACAGUUGUUCAUGGAGUUCAAAACUUGUGGACUGCACAGCCGCCUGAGAAUAUGCACUAUGCAGCUUUGGUGAUAUGUGGUUCAUUUAUCAUUGAAGGUGCCUCUCUUAUUGUUGCCAUACAAGCUGUUAAGAAAGGUGCAGCUGCAGAGGGAAUGAAAUUAAAAGACUAUGUUUGGCGUGGCCAUGAUCCUACAUCUGUUGCAGUGAUGACAGAGGAUGGUGCUGCAGUAACUGGCCUUCUUAUUGCUGGAGCAUCAUUGGUUGCGGUGAACGUUACUGGAAAUGCCAUUUAUGAUCCCAUUGGUUCAAUUGUAGUUGGCAACUUACUUGGAAUGGUAGCCAUAUUUCUUAUCCAGAGAAAUCGGCAUGCUUUGAUUGGUAGAGCUAUGGAUGACCAUGAUAUGGAGAAAGUACUUCAAUUUUUGAAAAAUGACCCGGUUGUAGAUUCCCUCUAUGAUUGCAAAAGUGAAGUCAUUGGGCCUGGAUUCUUCAGAUUUAAGGCAGAAAUAGAUUUUAAUGGAGUAAUGGUGGUGCAAAAUUAUCUUAAAAGGACUGGACGUGAUGAGUGGGCCAGACAGUUUCGUGAAGCUGCAAAGCGGAAGGAUGAUACUGCCCUAAUGAAGAUUAUGUCAAAUUACGGUGAGGAAGUAGUUACAGCUUUAGGAAGUGAAGUGGAUAGGUUAGAGAAGGAGAUCCAGAAUCUCGUUCCUGGUAUCCGUCAUGUUGAUAUUGAGGCCCACAAUCCAGCAGAGGCGACCUUGUCAAGUGAAAGUUCUCAAUAAAUUCGACAUAUUCUUCACAUUCUUUUAUAUUAGGGU
Abrus precatorius (Indian licorice) is the source of this 1515-nucleotide messenger RNA. Its product is annotated as metal tolerance protein C4. The record is from RefSeq and is a predicted model, not a curated record. Gene Ontology annotation, biological process: zinc ion transport; transmembrane transport. The transcript is spliced from 13 exons. Lineage: Eukaryota; Viridiplantae; Streptophyta; Magnoliopsida; Fabales; Fabaceae. Gene Ontology annotation, cellular component: membrane. Gene Ontology annotation, molecular function: monoatomic cation transmembrane transporter activity. Bases 190 to 1479 code for a protein of 429 amino acids.